AUGGAGUGGAGUGCGACUAUAUUGGCCCUUCUGGCCAUCUGCACUUCCUGCCUGCUGCUGUUUCGGAAGGGGAAAGGGCAGGGCACAGGGGGGCGGUUGCCUCCCGGACCUCACCCACUGCCCAUCGUGGGCAACCUGUUCCAGCUGGAUCCUAAGAAUAUGGUCAAGUCCCUGAUGGCGCUGAGAGAGAGAUACGGCUCUGUUUACACCAUUCAUCUGGGUUCGCAGCCUUUUGUGGUGUUGUGUGGAUAUCAGACUGUGAAGGAGGCCCUCGUGGACCAAGGCGAGGAAUUCAGUGGGCGCAACGAGUUUCCAGCAUUGACUCAUUUCACUCAAGGGGAUGGGAUUUCUUUUUCUAAUGGAGAAAAAUGGAAGGUGUUACGCCAUUUUGCUGUGCAGACAUUGCGUGAAUUUGGGAUGGGUCGACGCAGUAUCGAGGAACGGAUCCAAGAGGAGGCCCGGUGCAUGGUGGAAGAGCUUGGCAAGACCAAAGCAGGGCCUGUUGAUCCCAGUUUCCUCAUCGGCGGUGCUAUCUCCAACAUCAUCUGUUCCAUAAUUUUUGGGGAUCGGUUUGAGUACGAGGACAAGAAAUUCCUCACUUUGGUUGGCCUGAUGAAUGACAACUGGCACCACUUAAGCAGCUCAUGGAUGCAAAUGUAUAAUAUGUUCCCUCGUGUCAUGUAUUACCUGCCUGGACCACACAACAGAUUGUUCAAGAAUUAUGAGGAGUUGCGCUUCUUCAUUCUGGAGAUGGUCAAGAUGCACCAAGAGACCCUGGACCCUGAUUUCCCUCGCGAUUUCAUUGACUGCUUCCUUCUGAAAAUGCAGCAGGAAAAAGAGGACCCUCAUACCUACUUCCACACCAACACUCUUGUGAUGACCACUCACAACCUUUUCUUUGGGGCCACUGAGACAACCAGCACCACCCUCCGCUUUGGGAUCCUCAUCCUCAUGAAGUACCCUGAAGUGCAGGCCAAGGUCUAUGAAGAGAUUAACCGGGUUGUUGGCCCUCAUCGUAGCCCAUCAGUUGAGGAUCGGGUGGAAUUGCCUUACACUGAUGCCUUGAUCCAUGAGAUCCAGCGGAUCGCUGAUGUUGCCCCGAUGGGAGGCCCCCGUGCUGUUACAAGGGAUACUCAUUUUCGUGGCUACAUGCUCCCUAAGGGCACCAACGUCAUCCCUUUUCUUUCUUCCGUGCAUAAAGACGUCACCAAUUUCAAAGACCCAGAAAUGUUUGAUCCUACCAAUUUCCUGGGCAAGAAGGGAAGCUUCCACCGCCGUAAUGCUUUCAUGCCCUUUGGUAUUGGGAAGCGUGUGUGUCUUGGAGAGGCCUUGGCUCGCAUGGAGAUUUUUAUCUUCCUCACUGCACUUGUACAGCGCUUCACGCUCCAGCCCAUGGUUCCACCAGAGGAAAUCGACCUCUCACCAAUGAUGACCGGCUUAGCAUCUGUGCCGCACCCAUUUAAAUUCCAGGCCAUCCCCCGCUGA
This is a messenger RNA of Euleptes europaea (tarantolino), 1485 nucleotides long. RefSeq names its product cytochrome P450 2F2-like. Gene Ontology annotation, biological process: xenobiotic metabolic process. Gene Ontology annotation, cellular component: intracellular membrane-bounded organelle; cytoplasm. The record is from RefSeq and is a predicted model, not a curated record. The coding region runs from base 1 to 1485 and encodes 494 amino acids. Lineage: Eukaryota; Metazoa; Chordata; Lepidosauria; Squamata; Sphaerodactylidae. The transcript has 9 exons. Gene Ontology annotation, molecular function: oxygen binding; heme binding; oxidoreductase activity, acting on paired donors, with incorporation or reduction of molecular oxygen, reduced flavin or flavoprotein as one donor, and incorporation of one atom of oxygen.